Molecule: messenger RNA, 1444 nt
Organism: Quercus lobata
Lineage: Eukaryota; Viridiplantae; Streptophyta; Magnoliopsida; Fagales; Fagaceae
Product: (+)-neomenthol dehydrogenase-like
Exons: 7
Coding region: 130-1293 (387 amino acids)
Cellular component (GO): membrane
Source: RefSeq, a predicted model, not a curated record
GGAUUUCAAUCCUAAAACUACACCUGGAGCAGAACUAUAACUUUUCAGAUAAUCCGUUUAUCAAAAAAACACUUUUCAGAUAAGCCAUCUUCUGCAUUGCCAAUACAAACUCUUCACUUUUCAUAUCAAAUGGCAGAAACAACCAUAAAUCCGGGGAUUAAGAGGAUUGCAGUUGUAACCGGAGGCAAUAAAGGGAUCGGAUUUGAGAUAUGUAGACAGUUAGCUUCAAAUGGGGUCAGGGUGGUUUUAACUGCUAGAGAUGUAAGGAAGGGCAAUGAAGCAAUUGAAAAACUCAAGGCUGCAGGAUGCUCUGAUGUGGUUUUUCAUCAACUAGAUGUGAUGGACCCAACUACCAUUUCUUCUUUGGCAGAUUUCAUCAAAACCCACUUUGGGAAGCUUGACAUAUUGGUAAAUAAUGCGGGGAUUAAUGGAUCCAUAAGCAACCCAGAGGAACGAAGAAAAGUUAGCGCUGAUCAAAUUUUUGGUCCAAAUGCCAUACCUCUGAAGGAAAUCAUGAAGCAAACGUAUCAAACUGCUGAGGAUUGUUUGAGAACAAACUACUAUGGGACCAAGCAAGUAAGCAAAGCACUUAUUCCGCUUCUUCUAUUAUCCAAUUCGGGAAGAAUAGUAAAUGUCUCCUCCAUCUUGGGGCAAUUAAAGGUAAAUAAUGCAGGGAUUACUGGAUCCAUAACUAACCCAGAGGAACAUAGAAAACUUUGCGUUGAUCAAAUUUUUGGUCCAAAUGCCAUACCUCUGAAGGAAGUCAUGAAGCAAACUUAUCAAACAACUGAGAACUGUUUGAGAACAAACUACUAUGGGACCAAGCAAGUGAGCGAAGCACUUAUUCCACUUCUUCUAUUAUCCAAUUCAGGAAGAAUGGUAAAUGUGUCCUCCACCUUGGGACAAUUAAAGCUUAUUUCAAAUGCGAAAGCAAAGAAAGAACUUGGAGAGGUUGAUGACCUCACAGAAGAGAAAGUGGACAAGGUGGUAGAGGGAUUUCUAGAAGAUGUCAAGGAGAAUUUAAUUGAAACCAAAGGUUGGCCCGUUAAUAUUUCUGCUUACAUAGUCUCCAAGGCAGCUCUUAAUGCAUACACAAGGGUUCUAGCAAAGAAGUACCCCAAAAUAGCAAUCAACUCCGUGAAUCCUGGGUAUACCAGCACAGAUUUGAACCACAAUAGUGGAGUUUUGACUGUUGAAGAAGGUGCAAAAGGUCCUGUGAUGUUGGUUUUGAUGCCUGAAGGUGGGCCUUCUGGCCUCUUCUUUGAUCAAAUGGAAGUAUCAACCUUUGAAUAAGAAUGAUGCUACCCAAUGAGUAAAUAAGCAUAGGGAAGAAACAUGGAGAAUAAAAAUGUAUGUUGAGGAAGCUUAUUUAAAUCUUAUAGUUGAUUUAUUUAGAUCUUGCUUUGAUCAAUAAUAGAAUUAGAAAUUUUUUUUUCCUACUUUA